Molecule: messenger RNA, 7187 nt
Organism: Esox lucius (northern pike)
Lineage: Eukaryota; Metazoa; Chordata; Actinopteri; Esociformes; Esocidae
Gene: anks1b
Product: ankyrin repeat and sterile alpha motif domain containing 1B
Exons: 29
Coding region: 553-4626 (1357 amino acids)
Cellular component (GO): cytosol
Molecular function (GO): protein binding
Source: RefSeq, a predicted model, not a curated record
CCACGCCCAAAGGUAGGCCCUACACUGUAACGCUGUUCAGCUGUGGAGACCAAUUAGGUUACACUGGCGAGUACGGUUUGAAGUAAGUGGAGAACGGUGAGAAAGAGAUGCUACAGUAAGAGCAGGCAGUGACAACGAAAGGACUGCUGUUUGGACUACAAAGAAAAAGAAAAGAGGACGAAAAAGCCGAGCCGAUAGAGAACUGAAGAGAGUGAAAAGAGCGAGUGGCGGUCCGGUUUUGCCAACCGGUUCGUUCCUUCUAGCCAGCUGCAGCGGGGGGAGCCAUGCAAAAUGUGCCUUUAUGGUUCCUUAUUCCUGCGUUCGAUUCGACAAUGGAACCGCUAUUCAUCUUAGCCUUGCGCGUUUAACCUUGCACCAAUACGGUGGGUCUUAACCGUAACGAGGGUACACCUUUACUGCAACAUGCAGUAAAAAGAACAUCUUAAGAUGUUUUUUCACAAGAGACAUUGAAGGGGGGAAACCCCACCGCGGUCAUUCUCUUUCUACACACUGAUUUUGGAUUAUUAUUCCGUGAUAACAACUUCGGUCGGGAUGGGGAAGGAGCAAGAACUACUAGAAGCGGCCCGGACAGGGAAUGUGGUCCUGGUUGAGAAAUUAUUAAGUGGAAAAAAGGGAAUACUGGGGACAGGCUCCGGUUCCAUACCUCUGCCCAACCUACUGAGCAUGUGGAGAGGCUUGAAUGUAAACUGUGCCGACAGUUCAGGAUACACACCGCUCCAUCACGCAUCGCUGAAUGGACACAGGGAUGUGGUAUUGAAGCUGCUCCAGUUUGAGGCCUCCACCAACGUGGCCGAUAGUAAGGGCUGCUUCCCCCUGCACCUGGCUGCCUGGCGGGGCGACGUGGACAUCGUCCGCAUCCUCAUCCACCACGGUCCCUCGCACUGCCGCGUCAACCAACAGAACCAUGAGAGGGAGACAGCGCUGCACUGUGCCGCCCAGUACGGCCAUUCUGAGGUGGUGUCAGUGCUACUGCAGGAACUGACCGACCCCACCAUGAGGAACAGCCGGAACGAGACGCCCCUGGACCUGGCUGCGCUUUAUGGAAGACUACAGGUGGUUCGCAUGCUGGUGAGCGCACAUCCAAACCUGAUGAGCUGCCACCGGCCACAGCGCCACACACCCCUGCACCUGGCUGCCCGCAACGGGCAUUAUUCGGCCGUGCUCACCUUGCUUGACGCUGGCAUGGACGUCAACUCCACGACAGAGAAUGGCAGUGCCCUCCACGAGGCAGCUCUCUAUGGGAAGAUGGAUGUGGUUCGGCUGCUACUAGACUCAGGUAUUGAUGCCAACAUCAAAGACUGCCAGGGAAGAACCGCUCUAGAGAUCCUCAGAGAGCACCCUGCACAGAAGUCCCAGCAAAUCACUGCUCUAAUACACGAGUACAUGAUGGAGGAGACCAAGGACAAUAGGAGUGGUUUGAUGGAGGAGCCUAUUCGCCGGUGCCCUGUCCCCUCUCCACGCACCUCCGUCCCUUCUCCGUCCACCUCCCCCUCCCUCAGGCUCAAAAAUGACGCAGUGACAGGAGAGCUCUCCAAGCUGCUUAAUGAGAUGAAGAUGUGCAGGGACAGAGACUACUCCUUUGAGGAGCUCUGCCAGACCAUCUCAUCCCACUCUCAGUCUAUUGACAGCUUCGGCAGCGGGCGCCUCUCUGAUGACGAGCUACGCAGCAACGGAACCCUGGGCAGAGUCAGCAAAAGGCCCACUCCGCCACUCCCUCCUCCCCGCGAGGAAAAGGAGGAGGAGGUGGAGGUGGGGGAGAAGAGCUGUGGCCCAGCGGGGUUCUGGGAGACCCUCACCCCUUGCAAUGGCUGUCACAACCUGGGCUUCUCCAGUCUGUCACAGGACUCGAAGCGCUCAGCGGAGAUUGCCCCUUCGCCCUCCCUCGACGUGUUCCUUCCGGAAGACGAGGACAACCCGUACGAGUCCAUCGCCACCGCUGUCACCCGCAAGCCCUGCUCACUGGACGUCGCUCGCUUCAACAGCUACCCCCGUAACGGUCUCUCUACCCAGGUGAAAGUGACUGAGCCGCUGUGUAACCAUGCGGCAGGCUCCUCUCCAACAGGGCCUACCCCAGACUGUUCCCCCCCCUCACCCGACACGGCCCUGAAGAGCAUUGAGAGAGUCAUCCGACCACAGCCCAAACAGCGGACCUCCCUCUCCUCCCUCCUGGAUGUCCAGAACCAGAGGCCAGUCAACCACAGCUGCGAUCCGUCCGAGGUGAGCUCGUCCCUGGGCUACGCCAGCUUCAGCACCAGCCCCCCUGCCAGCCCACCGGUCAGCCCUAACCAGGACUCGGCCGGCUCCACCGACGACUGCCCCCAAACAGAAAACCGGCCGUACCAGCGGAACCCUCCACCCUCCUCUUCCAACACACUUCCAGAACAGGACGAGCGGCGACAGAGCCUCGUUCCCGUCGAGUUCGCCGGCCUACUCCACGGUUCGUCGCCGGCCUGCGAGACGCCCGACACGCCCUACCACCUCUACAACUCCGCCACCAAACCUCAAAAACGCACCCCCUCGGACCGCAACGCUGACACGGUAACUGCCCUCGGUAACCACGGCGACCUGUGCUCGGUUACCCUGAACUCGGCAUUUGGAGUUCUGCACCCACCGCUCCUCAUCGUCCCUCACACUGGGAACGAGGAACAUCCAAAGAACCCCAAAGAUGCUGCGCACCAACAAAGACCCCCCAAACCUCAGGUAGUCUAUCGCACCAUCUUUCACACCCGAGUUAACCAGAACCACCAGAACUCCUUGGCCUCUUUUCCCUCCUCACCGUAUGGUCAAAACGGGAAGGUGGAGGUGGUGAAGGGGGGCUUUUCUGGAGCCUGUGGAGCCAGGGAGAUUGCACCGGCCCCUGGGUACGAGGAGAGGGCCUGCACCCUGGGCAGGAUGAGAUCCAUGCCUCGUAGAUUGCUGGACCUUCAAAAUUCCAAGUCACUGUCCAAAUCCGACUCCAAUCUGGUGGCUGUGUCGCCCAUACAGGAGGUGCAACUCCGGGGGUCAGGGACCAGAGGCCAGGGGCCGGGAGGAAGCCCUAACCAAGGGGAUGCCACCAGUUCUGGGGUCCAGCUGGAGAGAACCCCUUCCUUCACCGCUGAAUGGGAGGAGAUUGAUAAAAUUAUGAGCUCUAUUGGGGCUGGCAUUGGUACUGGCACAGGCUUAGAGGGGAUCAAGACAGACAAUGCAGGUCCUCGCUGCCCCAUGCAGUCUGUGGGCCAAUGGCUGGAUAGCAUCGGACUGGUCCAAUACGAAAACCACCUACUGGCCAACGGCUUCGACAAUGUGCAGUUCAUGGGCAGUAACGUGGUGGAGGACCAGGACCUGCUGGAGAUCGGGAUCCUCAACUCUGCCCACAGACAGAGACUGCUUCAGGCCAUCCGUCUGUUGCCCAGGGUGCGUCCCGUGGGUUACGAUGGGAACCACCCCACCUCGGUGGCCGAGUGGCUGGAGUCUCUGGAGCUGGGGGACUACACCAAGGCCUUCCUCAUCAACGGGUACACCUCCAUGGAGCUGGUCAAGAAGAUCUGGGAGAUAGAACUCAUCAACGUAUUAAAGAUCAGUCUGAUAGGACACAGGAAGAGAAUCCUUGCCUCGCUGGGAGACCGGCUUCACGAAGACCCUCCACAGAAACCUCCACGGGCCAUCUCCCUACGGGAACCCGGGGGCUGCCACACCCCUCCCCAGCUGUCUCCGGGCCAGGCGGCGUACACCACGGCAGGCAUCCCGGGGGGCUCACUGGACGUGCAACACCUCAUGAUGCAGGCGGACGCGCGGCGACGCCAGCGCUCCAACGACAACUAUUUAGAGGAUGUUCCGCGCUCCAAACUAGAACGGCAAAUGGCCCAAGUUAGCAUGUCUCAUGAUGUUGGAGAAAGACCUUCUGCAAGAAAUGAUACUCAAGGCGACUGGUGUGAGCCAAUCACAUUGCGUCCUCCCAACGAGGCCACGUCAUCCACUCCGGUUCAGUACUGGCAACACCACCCCGAGAAGCUCAUCUUUCAGUCAUGUGACUAUGAAGCUUAUUACCUGGGCUCUAUGCUGGUGAAGGAGCUGAGAGGAACCGAAUCCACACAAGAUGCCUGUUCCAAGAUGAGGAAGUCCACAGAGCAGAUGAAGAAAGUCCCGACCAUUGUCCUCUCGGUCUCCUACAAGGGAGUCAAGUUCAUUGACGCCACAAACAAGAACAUCAUCGCUGAACACGAGAUCCGUAACAUCUCAUGUGCUGCCCAGGACCCCGAGGACCUGUCCACGUUCGCUUACAUCACCAAAGACCUCAAGUCCAGCCACCACUACUGCCACGUCUUCACCGCCUUCGACGUGAACCUGGCGUACGAGAUCAUCCUGACCCUGGGCCAGGCCUUUGAGGUGGCCUACCAGUUGGCCCUGCAGGCCAGGAAGAGUGGCCACGGCUCAUCCACGCUGCCAGAGAGCUUCGACAUCAAGCCCAACAAACCUGUGCCCAAGCCCCGCGUCAACAUCCGCAAGACUAUGGAGCAGCCGUCGAUGGACCAGAAGGGUCACGCCAACGUGCCGUGGAUAGUGGAGCCGGGCCAGGAGGCUAAAAGAGGAGCCAACACCAAGUAUGAGACCACUAUUUUCUAAUAGCGUAUACCGCCCACCUGCCCACUCCUCUGUGUGUGCCUUUCAGAGAGCGCUGCCCCUCUAGAGGCCCCCCAACGGAGCCGCACGGGCACGAGUGACCCUUUCAUGCGGCGAUGCGUGACCUCACUGGCCGAAUAACCCCGCCCCGCCUCGCCCGCUGUUAGCCGCCGCAACCUCUGCAUGAUGACGUUUGGCGCUGCGCUGUCUCUCUCUCUCCCCCUCUCUCUCUCACACACACACACACACACACCUCUCUCUCGCUCGCUGUCUCUCCCUGGCCCUCCCUUCCUCAUCCUGUUGAUGCCCUAGCCUGCCUGCAGGGGCGCAGCAUGAACUUUGACCCCUAGGGGUUCACCUAUCGUCUCGACUUGUAGGGGCUACAGUUUUGUUUUCUUCACACUCCACCGUCAGUCCUCCCCUAAUGUGGCCGGUAAUUGGUCAGUUUGUCAAUUUUUUCCCUGACUGCGGGGGGGCGACCAUUUUGUUAUAUCUCUCUCUUUUUUUCUCCUCCUACUGCUGUUUGUCCGUUCUUCACUUUUUUUGGUGAGCUGUCUUUUUCUCCCUUUCGACAAGCUGAAUGAGUAUAUUUAGACCAUAAUGCUGCUAAGAACCCCACCCUUAAGUCUCGUGUUUGGAUUUGUUUUUAGACCAAUGCUAACUAUUUAGCGAUAGGUUGUUGUUUAGGGAAUUUUGUUGUCCAGUACUGACAACCCAGAGGAAAGUUGAGGAAAAAAAACCCAUCUGUUUCAUCUAGUUGGAGAGGAGAAUGGACUACUAUGAGAGAUGAUGUAGCAAAAUGUUACUUAAAAAUAAAAAAAAAAAGCUUGCUAGUCCAAAAGACUCCUGUUAAUCAUAUAUCCGUGUUUGAUUUUUACAGCAGAUUGUUUUUUUUAGAAACAUUGAGACAUUUUGUGAUACCUUUUUUUAGACAUUUUUGGGGGGCAAAGCUUGUGUUUGUUUAUUUGAGGCUCUGACCUUUUACAUAGGAAAGAAUAGUUUUUAAAACCACGCGCUUUAUCUGUGUUGAAAUUGAAUCUGUUUAAAAUAAGUUAUUUGAUGCAUCAUUUCUUUACAUACUUUCUUGUUUUGUUGGGAUAUGCUGAAAGGUUUAGCAUGUGAUUUGGGAGGCGCAUGGCGUCUAAUCUGGAGUGACUGGUGAUGAGGAAGGGGCGGGUCUAGGGGAGGUGGAGAGGAGGCAGGGUUUGGGGACUCUUUGGAUAAGUGAUGUAAUCUCAUUUGCAGGGCAAUGCCGGACGCCCAUGUCUAUUACUGUGGAAUGCAAAGAAUGUAGCCAGCCCUAAACACGGACCCUCUCACACACACAAUGCUAAAGGACUACAAAUAUGGACCCUUGGAUGCUCUCUUAGCAGAAUUGUGUUUAAGGUUGACUACAAAAUGAGGACAUUCUCACACACACACACACACACACACACACACACACACACACACACAGUUAAAGGACUGCAUAGCAACAGAUGUCAGUCAGAAUGUGAAUGUAGACUUCCAUUGAAGCAACCAAACCUACAAUCACCAACCCCUGUUCCUGGAUCACCUCCCUGCAGUCAUCUGGACCUUGACCUUUGAACUCUUGAUCCUGGUCACCCAGAGUCUGGACCAUAACAGACAGCGCUGUUUUUGAACGCAUCACUGGGACAUGUCUGUAUUUGAUUAGGGGCUAAAAGGACUGGUUUGCUCUUUUCUUCAUUUUUACUUUGUUUUAUGGUCAAUUACACAAUAAUACGGAUAUGCAUCAUGUGAUUGGACUAAAAGUGCCGGACCACCAUGCAACAGGUGAGUUCUGUACGAACUGAGAUCACAAAGGAUGGCCCUACCUACCUGAUUGAAAUGCCAUCAAUCCAAAUUAAAAAAGUAUUCGUAUAAGCCAGAUGUUUUAAAUGUUUAAUAUGAGAGUAUUAUAGUACCAUAUGAUUAUUCUUGUGCAUUAUUGUCUAUUGUUGUCUUAAUGUUACAUUAUUUUUAUAUAAUAUGCUGAUUUGAAAACAACUUGGGCUUAAGAAUGACCGUCAUCCUUUAAAAAAAGACCCAUCAAAAUAGUUCUAUAUGGAGAGUGAAUGUUUCCCACGGCUCUUCUUAUUCAAUAACAAUUAUUUUUAUGAUUAUUCUUGGUUUGUCGGGUCAACACACUGAUCCAUUGUUCCUCAUGGGGCUCAACACAUAACUACAAGCUGAUGUAAUAUUUGACUGCAGUGUUGCUGUGUCAUUUGAAUGAAUACAUAGUCCUCUAUAAAUGUAUAUAGAUAUUUUGCCAACUCAUUGUUCAUACAUGUAAUGUAGUAUAAUAAAAAAAAAUAAUACAAAUAAAAGAUUUGCAGUACAUGGCACUGGAAACAAGGUACCAAAAUGAAAGGUCAGAGUUGAAAAUGAAUGUUUAUAGAUUCUAGAUGUUUUUUCGGGGCGGUUGGGACUGGGAAUGAUGGCAUCACUGCUACCUAACUCAUGUACAUAGGCUUGGGCUUCCAGCACACAGAUUUUGUAAGUUUUGGUCAUUAUUUAUAUCCUUGUAAAGCACAUGAAAUAAACACAACUUGUACAACCAUUAA